AUGGACCUGCAGAAGAUGGAACUCUUGGAAGGCAAGAUGGUUGAUGAACUGGCUUCUCUGAAAGACAAAAUUGAACAAACAAAAAUUGAUUUGGAGGUCUAUAAUGAUUUGCCAGCUCUGAAAGCAUCAGGAGAAGAGAAGAAAAAGAGACUCCAGGAUGACAAAGAAAAAUUAACAAAACAUAGCCAUGCUUUCAAGAAAAUAAUGGAUCACUUGAAUACAGAGUAUGAGACACUCAAAAGAGAGCUGCAAGAGAAUGAGACACAUUCUCAGCUUACAAAUUUGGAGAGGAAGUGGCAGCACCAUGAGCAAAAUAACUUUAUGAUGAAGGAAUGUAUCCUUUUCUUUAAGAAAUACAGUGAAAUUCACACACUAUUAAUUGAGGAAGAAGUCUGUUUCCUCCAGCAGAAUAAGACAGGACGGAAUGAGGAGCAGGAGACAGGGGAGCAGGGGAAAGGUGAUGGUUUGCCAGUGUCUGGUUAUCUGAUAGGUAAAGUGGAAGCAGCACUGGACCUCAUACUGAUCAAUUCAUUCCCUCUGGUGGGCAACUCCGAGACGUCGCUCAUCUGUAUCACCUCCAAGUGGCGCUCCCGUGAGUCCAUCACCAUCGACCGAGACCAGGAGGAUGUGGCAAACCAGCACCGGGAGCCACUGGAGGUCAGCGAGGAUUCAAAGAGAGCAACGGCCAAAACAGUGGUGUGGAAGAGGGAGCAGGCCAGCGAAACUAUCGGAGCAUAUUACUGUGAAGGAAAACUCAAGGAUGAGGUGACAAGGAUACACACCAUGAAGAUGCCACUGGGAGCCUCAUUCCACCCGGUGGCAUUAACUGUUACAGCAAAUAAGGGAGAGCAUGUCAAUAUUUCCUUCAUCAGAAUGGCAGCAAAAGAGGAAGAUGCAGUGAUCUACAAAAAUGGUUCCUUCAUCCACUCGGUGCCACGGCAUGAAGUGCCAGGGGAGCUGGAAGUCUCCUAUCCUCACGUGCAGCCACAGGAUGCAGGGGUUUACUCUGCCAGAUAUAUAGGAGGAAACCUCUUUACUUCUGCUUACACAAGGCUUAUUGUAAGACGAUGUGAAGCUCAGAAAUGGGGCCCUUCCUGUAGCUCCCACUGCCCUUCCUGCAUGAACAAUGGCAUUUGUCAUGAAGAUACUGGGGAAUGCAUCUGUCCUCCAGGUUUUAUGGGAAAAACAUGUGAGAAAGCUUGUGGAGCCAAUAAAUUUGGCAAAACAUGUGAAGAGAGCUGUAAAGAAAACUAUGGCUGCAGAAACUAUAUGUUCUGUCUACCAGAUCCAUACGGUUGUUCUUGUGCCACAGGAUGGAUGGGACUUGAAUGUGAUAAAGAAUGCAAACCUGGAUUUUAUGGCUCGGAUUGCAAGCUCAAAUGUAAUUGUCACAAUCGAGGAACAUGUGACAGAUUUAAAGGCUGUAUCUGCUCCCCUGGAUGGCAUGGUCUGCAAUGUGAAAAAGAAGUAUCUUCUGUUCUUUCACCUCAAAUAGAAAACUUACUAGAUCCUGUAGAACUUAAUUCUGGCGUCGAGUUCAAGCCUUUUUGUAUAGCAACUGGGAUGCCACUUCCUAAAUCUGAAGAAUUUAAACUUUUCAAGCAAGAUGGAACUGUCCUAAGGCCUGCCCUAAUUGUUACCAGUAAUCGCUCUGAAGCCAUGUUUACAAUUAAUCGAAUCCAGCCCCGUGACACAGGAACCUGGGUCUGCAGUGUGCAGACAGUAGCAGGAAUUUUUUUUCAAGUCACAGUCAAAGUUCCUCCUGUACCACAGUAUGCCCCAAGGCUGACAGACAGUGGACAUAAUUUUCUUGUAAUUGACAUCAAUGCUGAGUUACAUCUUGGAGAUGGACCUGUUGUGUCAACAAAACUCCUGUACAAGCCAGCAAAACGGUAUCAGUCCUGGAUGUCUGUGGAAGGUAAGAGGAAGUUACUUAAUUCCCUUAAACACAAACUUCAGCUGAGUGCUAAAACAUAA
This is a messenger RNA of Merops nubicus (carmine bee-eater), 1977 nucleotides long. RefSeq names its product angiopoietin-1 receptor-like. Gene Ontology annotation, molecular function: transmembrane receptor protein tyrosine kinase activity; ATP binding. The record is from RefSeq and is a predicted model, not a curated record. Gene Ontology annotation, biological process: cell surface receptor protein tyrosine kinase signaling pathway; protein phosphorylation. Gene Ontology annotation, cellular component: plasma membrane. Lineage: Eukaryota; Metazoa; Chordata; Aves; Coraciiformes; Meropidae.